This is a messenger RNA of Solanum stenotomum, 927 nucleotides long. RefSeq lists its product as uncharacterized. Gene Ontology annotation, biological process: mRNA catabolic process; negative regulation of translation. The record is from RefSeq and is a predicted model, not a curated record. Gene Ontology annotation, cellular component: CCR4-NOT complex; P-body; CCR4-NOT core complex. The transcript is spliced from 8 exons. NCBI's taxonomy places the organism in Eukaryota, Viridiplantae, Streptophyta, Magnoliopsida, Solanales, Solanaceae. Bases 1 to 927 code for a protein of 308 amino acids.
AUGAGUAAUUAUCUGCCGCCUCGUCUGUCGGUUUUCUUUUUCCAGCAUCAUAGCAGGGCAGCACACUUGAUAAUGGAACUUCAUUACGGUCAUGAUCGUGAAAAAGUUCUUAUGCAACUCAACGAAUUCAUCAGACAACCGAGAAGUGAAUCAAUGCGCAUCAAUCUUGGAUAUCACCUGUCGAACUCCUUCGAUACUGAAGUAAUAGCAGCGAAGCCCAAGUUUUUAGACUCAACAUUAACCCCGAGGGAAUCUUCACAAGUUUGUAAUGCUCUAUCGGUAUUUCAGGUGCAAGAAAGUGGCUCGUCCAAGGUAGCGUCGUUGUUUCCUGAUUUGCUUCGUGGAUUGAGAUACGGAACAAAAAAAAUACAUAAAAUUCUUUACCCAUUCCUCAAAGAAACUACAAAUGUGAUGACGCCUCGGCAACCUGUGAGGCUUAGCAUCUUGAUUCUUAUUGAUGCCCUAACAAAGUUUGAUGAGUUACAUGGGCAUGAAAUUCUUCUUUUAUUUCUAGAAACACAAAUAUUUUCUUCCUGCUUGCACUGCAUUCAUCAUGGUGAUAUGCCGAUAAAGAAGGUUGCAACACUCAUACUUAUGAAAAUCUUGAUGCAAGAGGAAGGGCUAAGAUGUUGUUACUCUCGCCCUGAUUGUCUUCGGUCAGUGAUGGAAGUCUUGGGUCAACUGGUAGAAACAUUUUCUUAUCAAAUCCCUUGUUCGCAGCACCUAAAAUAUGUUAUUCGAUGCUUCCUAAGUCUUUCGCGAGUAGGAUGGAUACCCAGGGUAUAUGAAACAGUGAGAAACGGGGUUCCUCAACGACUAAUUGACAACACUUUUCGCGUUAUUAUUCAUGUAGAUCCACAGAUUCAAAAUAUGCUGUAUCAGUUAUUAUUGAAUCUUAAUCUUAAUCCCCAACAAUUGCUCGGAUGA